CUGGGCUCAAGCCUUUUCUGGCUUUUCCAUGGCAUCUCAACUCUGUCCCCGCGGCGGUCUGACCUGGAGGCGGCUGAAUUAUUCUCUUGCAGCGGCUCUGUUAUGGAGGAACCUCUUCGGGCCAUACGAGCCAUUGCCGAGAGCGUCAGGAUGUCGUACGGCCCUUUGGGCCUCGACCAGCUCGUCGUGUCGGAGGGCCAGAAAUUGGUGACGAAUUCUGCGAGCCGCAUAUGGAACAUGCCUCUGUGCGCGUCGCCCAUGGCCCAGCUCAUCCUCGGGCACGUCCAGGCCGUCUCCACCUCCCUGGGCGAUGGCGCUGCGACCCUGGUGCUCCUGCUCGAGGGCGCGCUGGCCGCCUGCGCCGAGGCGCUGGAUGACCGCGCGGGCUCCCGCACCACGGCGACCCGCGCGGAGCUGGCCAGGUGCUUCGGCUACAUCGAGGCCGAGAUCCUGCCCAGCCAUGCUGGCCUGCUGCUGGAGGUGUUGAGUGCAGGCGCGGAGGCGCCAGCGACGGCCGUGGAGGCCAUCGGCGCUGCGCCCGUGCCGGCGGAGGGCAUGCUGCACGGCCUCGCGCGGGGCCUCUUCGGCGCGAACUUCCCGCCAGAGGUGAGCGAACAGUUGAGCCGUGUCUUCUGCCGCUGGCUGCGGGAGAACGCUGCCGCGCGCGGCGACGACGCAGAGGACCAUGCCGCAUUGGCAGCAGCCGCGGCCGCGCUACAACGAGACGAUCUCGUGCACAUCCACGCAAAGCCAUUGGCUGGGUCGCACGCCUCUGCAGGAGGCCCGCAAGGUCCACAUUCGUCUACGGUGGAGCACUGCCACAUCUUAUCGGGGGUGCUCGGGCACCCAAGCAUGCCAGAGGCCAUAGAGAACGAGUUCAGAGCAGUGAUGCUUGACGAGACCACAGCGCCAUAUUCCUUGCGAGUCUCGUCCCCAAGCCGAACGCACGCCUACUUGACAGACCUCCUGGCGCUUGUUGUCCAGCAGUUCUGGCAGGCGGGGGUGCGCUGCGCCCUGUGCGAGGCGGAGGUUCACGACGAGUGGCGCGGGGCGCUGGCCCAGCGCGGCAUUCUGCUGCUGCAGCUAGUGGAAGGCCAGGACUUGGCUUUGCUGGAGCGCGGACGGAAUGUCAGCCGCGUCAGGUUGGCCUCGCACACGACGGAGGCAAUCCGCCGCUCCUCCUUCGCGCUCGGGAGCAUGCGCCCCCUGGGGCCGCGGCCGGCGGAUGGGCUGGCUGCUGGCAGAGCCGCCUGGGCCAUCGUCCCUUCGGCAUCGGAGCCCAUGACGCACUGCUGGCUCGUGCUGCGAGCACCGUCGGUGGGGCUGGCCAGGGAGUACAAGCACGCGCUCCUGCGGCUCCUGCGCGUGGCAGAGCCGGCGCUGCGGGACCCCAGCGCCACAGUCUUCGCCGGGCUCGCCUUCGACCUCUCGCUCGCGCGCCUCGCGCAGCAGCAUGCCUCCUGGCCCUCGGAGCCGCACGCGGCGCCCGAGCGCGGCCCUGCGCCGAGCGGCACGGCAGCCGGUGUUCCCUGCCGGCUGCGCCAGCUGGCGUGGCGCCUGCUGCUCGCGGGGGAGCUGCGGGUCCUCGAGGCGUUCCUGUCGGGCCUGUUGCCCCGACCUGCGGCUGCCGCGCGGCUCCCACUGGGCGCCCCUGCAGGGGACUCUGUUCCCGCCAGCGCCAAGCGGCUGGCACGGUGGCUGGUGGUGGCGCCCGCGUGCGAGCUGGACUCGCCGCGCGCCCGCGAGGAGCUGAAGCUGCGGCGCGUGCACCCGCGCGGGACGGGCGCCUGCCCGCCCGCCGGGGCGGCGCACUUUGGCUUCGCGCUGCUGGCCGGCACGGGCGCCGGCGAGCCCGCGCCCGGGGGCGCGCUGGAGACGGCACACCUGCGGCUCGGGCUGCUGCGCGCGGCGUGCGCUCUCUGCAGGCAGCUGGCGCGGCUGGAGCCCGUGGGCACUGCAGCGGCGCGGGGCCUGCGGCUCCCGAGCCAUGGCCGCCGGCCGAGGGCCGAGCCAGAGCACAGCGACUCGUCCAGCGACGGCUAG
This is a messenger RNA of Prorocentrum cordatum, 2043 nucleotides long. The record is from the annotation of a GenBank genome assembly. NCBI's taxonomy places the organism in Eukaryota, Dinophyceae, Prorocentrales, Prorocentraceae.